AUGGCCCUGGCCUUAUGGAGAACAAUCAAUAUGGGACCACACGGAGAGGUGGUGGACGACGACAUACUAACAAUGAGGAUUCUCAAUUUUCCAAUUCUGGUCUAUGAGAAUAUUCUGAAGCAUCUUAAGCCCAGUGAGCUACUUCUGUUGUCUUUUUGCUCAUUGAGAACUAGAGCUCUUGUUUCACGAAUGCGUCACACUCCAACUUAUACCGUUUUCGUCUUGAACAGACCUGAAGAAAUGAAUUAUGCAUUGGUAAACGAACCAGAAAAAGAAGAAAUUGUGAUAACCUGGAAUUGGAACAACGAAAAAAUGGGAGGCGUUAGAACAGAAAGAAUAAAAUCAAAGUAUAUCGAUUUGGAAUGUAGAAUUACCUUCAAGAAAAACUCCAACACUCCAAUUUUAUGGUGUUCGUUUGAAAAUCAAUCAUCUCGGAAAAGAUUUGCAACUGCGCUUCAUUCUCAUAUGUGUGAAGUAUUCCGAGUUGAACCAGAAAUGCAAUUCAAAUUAUCUCUGGAUUAUAUGAAUGAACUCCCAUAUACGAACACAGUUAGAGAUGUUACACUACUUGAUACAACUGUUAACUCUCGAAUUGUUGAUGAGUUUUUUGAGAAAUUCCAUGUGACACGAGCACUUUUCUCUAAAAGCUAUAAACGGAACAAUCCAUUAAAAGAUUCUUGUAAAUUUCAUCAAAUCAAUAAUUUGUUUAUUGAUUGUUCGUCUUGGAUUGACGGGUCAUAUCUAUUGAAGUUUGAUUGUCAAAAUCUGGUUGCAAUAGUACCUUCCGUCAGAGAGAACAGUUUGAUAAAAUUUGUGAAUCAAUGGUUGGAAGGAAAAUAUACAAAGCUUAGAACAAUGGCCGUUUUGUUGGAUACAGAUGUAGACGCUCCAAUUGUAUUAAAUCAAUUCAGUUUAGCUCCAUGGAACGCUGAGGAAGACAAAAUUAACUACGAUUUGCCAGUACAUGAUUAUUGCAAACGAUUAUUCAAAGAAUUGAAUGAUAUGGAUAGAAGCGGUGUUCUUAGAAGACAAAGCGAUGGAUUGCGUGCAGUAAUGAGAGGGAAACUUGGUCAAUUUCUCUUUCACAAACCAAUGGACGAACCAUUCCGAGACAUUCCAUCUUAUCCGUUGGACGAAUCCCUUUUCCAAAUGGAUCAGCUGCCAGAGCAAUGUAUCCUUCCUUAA
Molecule: messenger RNA, 1185 nt
Organism: Caenorhabditis remanei
Lineage: Eukaryota; Metazoa; Nematoda; Chromadorea; Rhabditida; Rhabditidae
Exons: 5
Coding region: 1-1185 (394 amino acids)
Biological process (GO): embryo development
Molecular function (GO): protein binding
Source: RefSeq, a predicted model, not a curated record